UCAAUAAAAUAUUGAGAUUGAUAUUGAGAUUGAGAUUGAGAUUUUCUGGUGAUAGUCCGUGUCGUGCACCACGCCCAAAUAUAAACUCGUAUACUCUAAGUAACUAUAACUAUAAUUAUACUCUAUAUCAUAAAUACCUCAGAUACAUUAUAUAUAAUUAUCAUAAUUGCUAGGAUGCCUCCCCAGCUUCCUACCCAAGUGGCCAAUUGGCUUUAUAACGUAUUACAGCCUCAGUAUGUCCAUAAAGAAUGGGCUUAUAAACAUAUCUAUCAAUUACUACAAGUCCAUUUGAAGCAGAAUUUUAAUUUUAAAAUAAGAACAAAUGUCUAUACAUCUACUGAUAGUGGUCAUUCUGCAUUACUAAUUAAUCUUUAUGGAUCUAUCCCUAUCAAUUCUGAAUUAGAAGUACCUAUUGAAAUAUGGGUACCAUUAAAUUAUCCAUUUAUUGAUCCAAGACUAUCACCAUCUCAAAUAAAUAAUGGAAUUCCCUUGGUAUAUAUUGUACCAGACCAUUCCAAACUGUUGUAUUUGAAACCAGGAAACCAUGUAGAUUCUCAAGGUAGGUUUUAUCAUCCUUAUUUGGCCAAUUGGCAACGUGAUGUCACAUUCGAUCAAUCUCAAUAUAAUCAGGAAUUAUUGGAUCAGUAUAAUUUACUUGGCUUACUUAAUAUUAUCCAUCAGGCUAUCUUAGCAGAUCCUCCAAUCAGUAUCAGACCAAUUGGUAUCGAUGGUCCACCUCCAGUUCCUGCUAAAAUCAAUUUGAAUGGAUCUCAAACGAGUUUACCUUCACAGGCAACUGGACCAAUACCACCACCACCUACACCACCAGCUGCUGCUUUGCCUCAACAAGUAACUGGAUUACCCCCUCAAUCUACAGGUCCUCCAUUACCUGCUAAACCUCCCAAAGAACCAAUGCAGUCUAUUCCUUUGAAAUAUCAAGCUCCAUUACCUUUACCAGAUCAAGGCGCCACACCAAUACAAACCCCACCUCCACCUCCUCCUCCACCUCAAGUACCUACACCUAUUCAGGCACCAGCUCAAUUUAUUCAACCCCAUCAACAACCAUAUCAACAAUACUCUCAACCAGCAGCUCCAACAGCCAUAUCUCCACAAGCUAUCCCAAUCCGACAAAUAACCCACCAACAAUUCGAAAGACAUCAUCCUAUCCAAUAUUCUUCUCCCUUACCAGCCCAACAGUAUCCCGUACAACUGGGAUAUUAUUCCAAUGUCUCAUCACCCACACCAACACCUCAGUCCACCAGUAAUCUGAUUCUGGUCCUUGACUUAAUAGAUGAUGAUCAACAACAGGAUGGUAAUGUGGUACAAUCCUCACUUCAUCGACAAUUAUUAGAGCAAUUAUCAAGUAAAUUCAAUGCAUGCUUGGAUCAGGAUCCAAUAAAUACCGAGCUAGCCUCUGUUAAUCUCAAUAUUGAAAAGGUGGAUGCAUUAUAUAAUCAGUUAAAUCAUCAUUUUCAACAAGCUAAUGGAAAUCUGAAUAAUUUAGAUGAACAUUUGAACUAUUUGACUCAACAAUUGACAGUAUUAUCAUCACUUAAUCAAGAAUUAUCAUCAUUAGAAGCUCUUAAUACUCAACAUACAGAUAAAGUUUGGCUUAGUCAAAAUAAUUCCAUUGAUCUAGAUGAUCUUAUUAUACCAGAUUCACCAUUAGUUAAACAAUUAUAUGAUACAGUAGCGGAAAUCAAAAGUAUUAAAGAUACUAUCAAUCUCAUUAGUGGUAACUUCCAUCAAGGACCAGAAUUCAUUAAUAAUAAUAGUACGGAUCUCUGUGUAAAGACAGUGCGAAACCUCGGCCGAGAACUCUUCUGGCUCGAAUUAACCAAACAUGAAAUAGCCACCAACAUUAUGGGCUUAUCCCAUCAUUAAACAGUAAAUGUAUACAUAUAAAAAUAUAUAUGAUUGCAAAAUAAAAAAAG
Scheffersomyces amazonensis is the source of this 1934-nucleotide messenger RNA. RefSeq names its product ubiquitin-binding ESCRT-I subunit protein (gene VPS23). Lineage: Eukaryota; Fungi; Ascomycota; Pichiomycetes; Serinales; Debaryomycetaceae. The record is from RefSeq and is a predicted model, not a curated record. Gene Ontology annotation, cellular component: ESCRT I complex. Bases 175 to 1884 code for a protein of 569 amino acids. Gene Ontology annotation, molecular function: ubiquitin binding. Gene Ontology annotation, biological process: protein transport; endosome to lysosome transport; protein modification process. The transcript has a single exon.